This is a messenger RNA of Penicillium cataractarum, 3273 nucleotides long. RefSeq names its product SAPS family protein. Bases 1 to 3273 code for a protein of 1090 amino acids. NCBI's taxonomy places the organism in Eukaryota, Fungi, Ascomycota, Eurotiomycetes, Eurotiales, Aspergillaceae. Gene Ontology annotation, molecular function: protein phosphatase binding; protein phosphatase regulator activity. The transcript is spliced from 4 exons. Gene Ontology annotation, cellular component: nucleus; cytosol. The record is from RefSeq and is a predicted model, not a curated record.
AUGUUCUGGCGCUUUGGGGGAUAUGCAAGUAUCUCCACCAUCGAUACCCUUCUUGACAAACCUGAAGUCACCCUCGAGGACCUACUGGAUGAGCCGGAAAUCAUUCAGGAACUGAAACAGCAUAAUACAAAACUCAUAGAAUAUCUGCGCGAGGAUCAUGUCUUGAAACGGCUUAUGGACUAUGUCACUGCACCUAGCUUGGUGAAUGACGACGAAGAAAAUGAUGACGACGAAUCCCACGAAAAGAAUGCCUCUCCGGCUGAAGGCGCCACGACUGAACCGACAGACCAGACCGAUACUGAGAAUAAGGAAGAAAAGGCCGAGAAGGAGUCUGACCCUCUCAAGGAUGUCCUAGACCCGGAAGAUUUGGACAAGGUCGAGAAGGCUCGUCUGAAGCAUGCCUACGUGGCCUGCGAAAUCCUCUCCUCGGAGACCUGGUCUAUCCUGGAGUCCAUGAUGGCCAACCCCGCUUACCUGCGCGACUUUUGGGGCUUCCUCCGAAGGCCUGCUCCAUUGGACUCCCUGCAGGCUAGCUAUUUCACCAAGGUGAACGAGACCCUACUUGAUAAAAAGACGGAGGAGAUGCUGGAAUUCCUCAAGUCGCUAGAUGGAAUCGUGGCGGCACUGCUGCAACACGUUGAUAAUCCCAUGGUUAUGGAUCUUCUGUUGAAGAUUAUCAGCUUAGAAAAGGCCGAAGGCGGCCAAGGAACGGUGGACUGGUUGCAGUCGCAGGACUUGAUCCCGAGUCUCCUUUCAUUCCUGUCUCCAGAGCACCCGGGAUCCGUGCAAACAUCAGCGGGUGAUUUCUUGAAGGCGAUCAUUACCAUCUCCGCAAACGCAACCCCCAAUGACCAGUCCUGCAUUGGUGGCAACCCAUUGACCGUGGGUGUGGGCAUCGUCAUCGAAGUCAUUCGCAAGAAUAACUCCGAUUAUGAUCCAGAGCAGAUGGGUGGCCCGGAUUCCAUACCGACGCCUUACGAUCCAAUUUAUCUCGGACACCUCCUUCGCCUCUUUGCGCAGCAUAUCCCCGAUUUCAUGACCCUCAUACAAAGCUCCAAGCAUGCUGUACACGACGGCGUUUCACUCAAGUCUGUUGACCGUGGUCGCUUGAACUCCGCGUGGGGCGCUAGUAUCGAGCCGCUUGGCUUUGAUCGUUUCAAGACAUGUGAGCUGAUGGCAGAGUUGCUGCACUGCAGUAACAUGGGCCUUUUGAACGAGCCUGGCAGUGAGGAUUAUGUCCGGCAUCGCAAUGAGGAGCGCGAUAGGUUGAUCCGCGAGGGCGUGUUUAACCCGCAGCGGGAUGAGCAGUCAGGCAUGGAUUACAAUGAUACCACUGCUGAUUUCACCAAUGGCUCGGUCAUGGACACUGGGUCGCCCGAGGCUCUCAAGGCUCGUGUUGUUGAGGAUGAGGGCUUCGAGGAUGUUGGUGCCUCUGGCGUUCUGGUCGGUGAGAAGGGCGAAGAGAAGGAACCCAUCCCGCAACCAGAGUCGCAACAGCCAUCCGAGUCAAACGCCGAGCCCUCUGUGGAAACGCCAAAGACAGAGGCAGACACACCCUCAUCGCCAAAGACCCCAACGACCGGUCUGACCGACCAAGUUGGUGAGAUGGAUCUUGGAACUCAAUCCUUGCAGGAGCAGCCGGCAUCUACGGAGAACGAGAAGGAGGAUGCGCCUGUUACUGCUCAGCCUGAAGAUGUACCCCCUCCAUUGUUUGCGGCGAAGGAAUUGCAGUCGGAACCUACUGCUCAAGCAGAGGGAGCUGCUGAGCCAACCCAACAGACACAAGAAACUCAGCCCGCCAAUGAUGGCGGAGCCGAGGAUCCUGCUGAGCAGUACAUUCAGUACGACACGGAUGGCCGUCCCGUGGUUGGAGAUUACUUGAAGAUUAUGUUUGUCGAGAACCAAGUGGUGCCAACCAUACUGGGAUUCUUCUUCCGGUUCCCGUGGAACAACUUCCUUCACAAUGUUGUAUAUGACGUGAUCCAGCAGGUCUUCAACGGCCCUAUGGAACGUGGAUACAACCGAGCUUUGGCCAUCAAUGUGUUCGAGACUGGCCAAAUCACGAACGCCAUUGUGGAGGGCCAAAAACGUAGUGACGAGGUCCAGCGCACCAAGCAGAUCCGUCUUGGCUACAUGGGCCACCUGACCCUGGUCGCCGAGGAGGUCGUCAAGUUCAGCGAGCGUCACCCGCCAGAGCUGCUCUCACGAUCUGUCAUGGAGUCCGUCCUGAACCCGGAUUGGAUUGACUACGUCGAGCAGACUCUUUCCGAAACCCGGGAACGUGACAACGCCAUCCUGGGUGGUGUUCGGCCUGAUAUGGCUGUCAACCCUCGUCAAGCCACAAUGAACACGUCCACAUCCAGCCAAGGAUUCAGCAACAACUCAUCUGCCUUGGCCGAUGCCGGGUUGAACGGCGGAAUUGGUGGCUCAACUUUCCAGGGCUUUGAAAUUAACCAGGGUAGCGUUUCUGGUGGAGCCUAUGGCGGCGGCGGCACCUCGCUUUUGAGUGGUUUUGCCAGCUCGAGUGAUGACGAGGAUGAAGAGAUGGAAGACCAAGAAGACCGAGAUGUUGUCGGUGCCGAUCAUGGCGAUUCCGAGAAUGUCUCUGAAAAUUCUACCAGCCAGCCCAUUCCCAUUCUGCCUCCACCCCCUGCCCCGUUGAGUAUGGGCCCCUCCAGGGCUCGGCGUCAGCUGGCAGCACGGCUUGCGGCCCAGAAACAGCAAGCAGCGGAGAACGCAGAUGGCGGAGAGGAAGGAAAUGUAGAGGAAGAAGGUCGGGAGUGGUCCUCCAACCCCUUUAUCAUUGCAGGAAUUGACGAUGAUGCCGAAGGUGGCAACUCGGCGUUCCCCAAUACCGAUUUCGCGUCCAAUGCGGAUCAGACGUUCUCCUCCACGUUCCCCGAGUCUGGAUUCAGUCCACCUGACUCGCUAUCCACCAACUCCUCCGACGAGGAAGGUGAUAGCCGCGCAGAAGGGUUGCGACGACGCGUUCGUGUCCCUCUCGAAGUCGAGGAAGAUGACGAUGACGAGAUGGGUGAGAUGGUUGGACCCAGUGCCAGCGGAAUGGUUGACUCGGACGACGAAGAUGAAGCCAUCAUCAACGAAUCUUUGGGCUACUCCAACCUCCCCGGCCAGACGCGGUACGGCGGUUUCCGCCGGCCGCGGGCUGUGAGUUCCCACUUUGACGAUGACCAAGACGAUAGCAGUGACGGUGAAGACGACGGCUUGGUAGAGAUUCUCGUUCCUGGCCGCAAAUCUUCAUCCUCCAACUAG